AAAUAAAAAAACAUAAAAUUGGCUUCCCAAACACUCCCAUAAUAAUAUAUUUAAAUCAAAAGCCACCGAUCAUCUAUGACGUCUCGUGGAUGACUUGUUUGGAUCAAAACCGUUAACUCCCAAAUCCAUUGCACGUUGAGGACAACGCACAGAGAUGUUGAUGAACUACCUCUUGAAAUUCACCAGCACCGUCUAACUCUUUCUUCACAUAAUGCAUUACGUCAAACCAAAUUCAAUUCCACCAUAAACAAGCCACCCUAGCUAGUUUCUAGCACCACCUUCUCUUCUUAGCCACUCUCGAGAUGAAGAUAUAUAAAUAUAUACGUGUCACUGAGGUACAACUAUUAGAAGAGACUCUCAAUCAGCCAUGGCUAUGGAGGCUUUUGCAUUUUUCUUUUUCAUCAUCAUCAAUUUCAGCUUGUUUGGAAAUGGUGAUGAUAGUAAUGGUUUAGGUUUAGGUGCUUCAUUUUUAUUUGGAGAUUCUUUGGUUGAUGCUGGGAAUAACAAUUAUCUACCAACUUUGUCAAAAGCUAAUAUCCCACCAAAUGGGAUUGAUUUUCAGCCUUCUGGUGGUAAUCCCACCGGUCGGUUCACCAACGGGAGAACCAUCGGAGACAUUAUUGGAGAGGAACUGGGACAACCACACUAUGCAGUGCCAUUUCUGGCUCCAAAUGCCACAGGAAAUGCUAUAUUAUAUGGGGUGAAUUAUGCAUCUGGCGGCUCUGGGAUUAUGAAUGCCACUGGUAGAAUAUUUGUAAAUAGGCUAUCACUGGACAUCCAGGUUGAUUAUUUCAACAUUACUAGAAAACAGAUCGACCAAUUGUUGGGUGCAUCGCAGGCAAGAGACUAUGUUAUGAACAAAUCCCUUUUCUCAGUGACAAUUGGAUCAAACGAUUUCCUUAACAAUUAUCUACUACCAGUCCUCUCAAUUGGGGCUAGGGUUUCCGAAAGCCCAGAUGCUUUCGUCGACGAUCUCAUCAACCAUCUCAGAGGCCAACUUACGCGGCUUUAUCAACUAGAUGCAAGGAGGUUCGUAGUGGCAAAUGUUGGACCAAUUGGAUGCAUUCCGUAUCAGAAAACAAUCAACCAGCUAAGUGAAGAUGAGUGUGUGGCGUUGCCAAACCAAAUGGCACUUCAGUACAACUCCCGAUUGAAGGAUCUAGUAACCGAGCUCAACCAAAACCUUCCUGGCGCCAAAUUUGUACUUGCAAAUGUGUACGAUCUUGUGAUGGAACUCGUUACAAACUAUGCCCAGUAUGGAUUUAGCACUGCAAGUACAGCAUGUUGUGGAAAUGGAGGCCAGUUUGCUGGGAUAAUUCCAUGUGGACCAACUUCCAGUUUGUGCUCGGACCGCGACAAACAUGUCUUCUGGGAUCCUUACCACCCUAGUCAGGCUGCCAAUGUCCACAUUGCCAAGCAACUGCUCGUCGGAGACCCCAAAUACGUGUUUCCGAUCACCCUUCAACAACUUAUUGAUCACUAGAUUUUUAAUUUUCAUAGAAAGUUAUAUGCUUUUUUCUAUUGUUAUUAGUUUUUAUUAAACAACAAUGGAUGUUAUAUGCUUGUUUGGUCCUUCUUUGGAGAAUUUCUAUUUUACUUUCUUGUCUUUCAUGUUUGUAACAUGUUCUUUUCUUUU
Molecule: messenger RNA, 1636 nt
Organism: Camellia sinensis
Lineage: Eukaryota; Viridiplantae; Streptophyta; Magnoliopsida; Ericales; Theaceae
Product: GDSL esterase/lipase At2g23540
Molecular function (GO): hydrolase activity, acting on ester bonds
Source: RefSeq, a predicted model, not a curated record